Molecule: messenger RNA, 2732 nt
Organism: Bombus huntii
Lineage: Eukaryota; Metazoa; Arthropoda; Insecta; Hymenoptera; Apidae
Gene: abo
Product: DET1 homolog
Exons: 8
Coding region: 541-2208 (555 amino acids)
Biological process (GO): protein ubiquitination; positive regulation of proteasomal ubiquitin-dependent protein catabolic process
Cellular component (GO): cullin-RING ubiquitin ligase complex; nucleus
Molecular function (GO): ubiquitin protein ligase binding; ubiquitin-like ligase-substrate adaptor activity
Source: RefSeq, a predicted model, not a curated record
UGAGUAUAGUAUCUUUGUGAUAAUAAAGUAAUUCUUAUAAAGUGCUGUAAAAUAAUGAAGUGAUCAUUAUAAAUAUAACAAUAAAAACAGAAAGAAUGAACAAGUUGAUAUCUUAAAAGUUAUUAAAUCAGGAUAUGGUUACACAAGUUGUACAGUAAGAAAAUAGGCGCAAAAAGAAAUAGAUAGAUUUAGAUGCAAAGUGUAUUCAAACUAACAUAGCAGAUCGCUUCGCAUAGAAGAAAGGGGGAAAACUCAUGUUGAUUUAAAGUUAUAUGAAUUGUUUAAAUUUUGAGUAGAAUAUGUUAGUAACAUAAAUAAUGUUACAAAUAUAAGAUUAUCUUCCGUUUCUAACGUAAAAUCAACCUUAAAACUUUCAUCCUUACAAACUUAAAUGAAAUAUGGAUCAUAACCAAGAGAAUAGGGUUUGAUCUAUUUCUAUAAAGAAAAAAAUAGAAGGCACUUUUAUGUUGUUCAGUUUACACGUACGUGUACAUCAAGUGAAAUGAAUAAUCUGAUACAUGUUUGUAAUAUUCGCAAGGGAUGGCUGAAAAGGAGGCAAAGAUUGAAUACGUGACAGAACCUUGCCCUAUUAAACCUCGUAAAAUAGGUCCACAGAACAUAGUAUUACGCCUGAAACGUCGGGAAACAUUUGGUUGUUCUUAUCCAGGAACACACGUACACUGUGCUAGACAAUUUUAUCAAAAUGUAUUUCCAAAUUUCACUGUUAUGAAUGUGGAGAAACCUCCAUGUUUCCUUAGGAAAUUUAGUCCUGAUGGUCGUUAUUUAAUAGCAUUUAGCGCAGACCAAACUUCUAUAGAGGUUUAUGAAUAUCGUGGUGCAUCUGCGGCUGCUGAUUUAUUAGCAAAUUGUGAAGGCGAAUAUAUUGGUCAUAAGAACGACGAAUGUAGUUUCCAAAUUAGAAGGAACAUUUUUAGUCGAUUUUUUAAGGCUAAAUGGAUUGUUAAUGUGGUUCAAAGUAAUGAACAGUUGAACAGAGAAUGCAGUUUAUUUACAGACGAUGGCCGGUAUGUAAUUGUUGGUUCAGCUGCACAUAUUCCAGAUGAAUUGAGACCACAUUUUUAUCAGAUUUAUUCUAACAAUGAAGCGCUGACUCCAAAUCCUAGAUCACCUCUUGAAGAUUAUAGCUUACACCUUGUCGAUUUACACGGAGGGAAAUUGUGUGAUACUAGACAUUUUAAAGUAGAUAAAAUAUAUUUGUCUCAUAAUCAAGGUCUUUACCUUUAUAAAGAUAUAUUGGCAGUACUGUCUGUACAACAUCAAACCAUUCAUAUAUUUCAAAUCCUUGAUGGAAUGUUUAUCAAUGUUAGAACAAUAGGAAGGUUUUGUUUAGAGGAUGAUGCGUAUUUGGUCAGAAGUGCAUGUCCAGGAGUGAACUGUCGUCCGUUUAGAGAUGUCACAAUAAACUGUCUUAAACAUAAAUUAUUAGUUUAUUUGUACAAAAGGGCGGCAUAUAUUAGCGAUACAACAAAGGAUCCAUAUGAGUUGAGACGUUUUUAUCAAUAUUUUGACCAAUUAAACGCAUUACGAAUGUGGAAAAUGCAGUUAUUAGAUACAAAUCAUGUUCUUGUGAGAUUCGCAAGUGAAGAAGUGGCGACGCUUCAAGCAAACGAACCUAAUGUACAACCUGCACUUCUGGUAGUUUAUGAUAUGGUCACUGCUAAAAUAUUAGCUGCAUAUGAUAACACAUCCACACAAUUAUUAACACAAUUUGAAAACUUCAGUGAUUUCUUCAGGAAUGCUAGAAUGAGUGGUGAUUGUCAGUAUAUGUGUUCUCCAUCUAACAAUAUAUAUGCAAGAUUGUUACAACAGAGAUUUAAACAAACAAUAAUAAGUGCCAGAUACGGUGGUGUUACAGAAGCUACGAAAAGAUUACUUGCUCAAUUGCCUAUAUGCGCUCAAUCCUACUCUAGUUCUCCGUACCUUGACUUAUCCCUAUUUUGUUACGAUGACAAAUGGGUAUCUAUGAUGGAGCGUCCCAAAGCUUGUGGCGAACACCCUAUACGGUUUUACGCUCGUGAUUCUGGUCUUUUAAAAUUUCGAAUGUAUGCGGGAAUGUUAGGUCGUACAACACCUACAGCUGCGAGACGACUAGUUGCAUUUACCUUCCAUCCAACAGAUCCAUUUGCUAUUUCUGUUCAACGAACAAACGCAGAAUACAUCGUCAGUUUUCAUGUUAGGCACGUUUAACUUUUCAUCGAAGUAUUUCAACGUAUUACAUUUUUCCGAUGAAUACGAUCUCAUUGUACAGUUUCAAUAAUAAUCUUAACUUUUCCGAACUGAAGAAUUAUUAAAAAAAGUUGAUGUAUAUGUAAAUAAUUUUAUUACGAAAGUACGAUUAAUUGGAUUUUGUACUUCGUUGAUACUUCCCUUACUCUUCAUUAACAGUAGAGCUUCGUAUAAUCUUGGAUAUAACAUUCUAUGUUCUAUAGUCCUCAGUAUAAUAAAUAUACGUUAUAUAACUUUCACAAGUUACGCAUACAUUAUAUGAAACUGUUGUCAGCCAUUCUUCUAUUAAUGAAGCAAUUUCAAAUGAUCAAGGUAUUAAGCCAUUUGGAAAUAUGUAAUUUAGUGUUACAAUAUUUUGUUAUAUACUGACUGAUAUUAAAUUUAAAUGUCGAAAUCUUUUUGUUACACGAAUUUUAAAAAUUUGAAAGUACCAUACAUGUAAUAAAAGUAUGUACAUUAUAACGAAUAAGUUAAAGUCUUUAUUA